UUGCUAUCAAUACAUUUUUCAAGAAAUGUGUUGAUAGCAUGUAUUGCGAUAUUAUUUCUUAGUUUGAUUUCCUGUCUUCUUUUCAUGCAGUUUUUACAUUUUUUGUUAUGAGCACAUACAUUAUAUUGUCUUCUAUUCAUACUGUUAUUUUUUUGCAGGCUGAAGGGUUGUCUGAAGAAUUGGUGAAAUAUACAAGAAGUGAGUCAAAUGAGACAGAAGAAGUAAAGAGAUGGUACUGGCCGCUUGUGAAGUGUGUGACUGUCAAAGUGCCAGACAAUGAUUUUCUUCAUCACGUCACACUCGUGGACCUUCCUGGAAAUGGUGACUCUAACAGAAGCAGAGAUCAAUUGUGGAAAGAGUUUGUUGCCAGUUGUUCAACUGUGUGGAUUGUGACUGAAGUGAAUCGAGCAGCUUCAGAAAAAAAAGCCUGGAAGAUCCUGGAAGGUGCCAGUAGCCUGCUGGGAAAUGGUGGCGAGUGUCAGCAAAUUCAUUUCAUCUGCACCAAGUCAGAUAAUGAAAAACCAGAUGAUAUAAACAAAGUCAAGAAUGCAGUGAUGAAGGAAUUCAAAAAGCGGAAAUUAAUUAAGGAUCACUUCAGUGAGGAUUGUUUCCAAGUCUUCACAGUGAGCUCAAAAGAGUUCCACAAAGGGGAGAAUGUAAAUCCAGAUGUCAAUGAAAUACCAAAACUUAAGGAAAUGUUGAAAAAUCUGAAUGACGCUCGUUCAGAGACAUUAAGCUAUGUGUCUGGAGCUCAUGGGAUUCUGUCUUUGAUUCAAGGAGCCAGAAGCAGAGAAGUGGUUGAACAACAAAAUGAUCUGUAUGACCUCCUUGAGGGAAAAUUAAGCAUCCAACUUAAUGAUGUUAGAAAAGCAAUUGAAAAAAUUACAAAAGCUUUUGAACAACGCCUAAGUGAGGGGGUUGAAAAAUCUCUAAAUUUAUGUGACAAAAACCUGAAGUCCUUCUUAUACCCCAGUAAAACGAGUGGCGGAGCUUUUCACAUGACACUAAAGUUUGCAGUUAGGAAUGAUGGCAUCCAGAAACCAAAAAGAGGGAAACAAAAAGACCUCAACAUGAUAUUAGCGUCUUGUUUGACUGAAAGCAUUGAUAAAGAAUUCAGAAAGACCUUCCCAAACAACCUAAAAUGUGGAAAUUUCAAUGGGGCCAUUGAUGCGUUUUCACUCAGCACUGAUUCAUUGAUUGAAAAGUACAAAAAUGUCGAACUGCAACUGACAUUUCUGAAGACAGAGGAAAAAAAAGUGAAGACAAAGCUCAACAAAACCAUCCUCACACAAAAGAAAUUCAUCUACAACAGUUUGACAGAGACAAUCAAGAAUGACAUGAAAGAAUGCUAUAAAGAAGCAGCAGCAUUUACAGGAAAAGGCACCCUGAAGAACAUGAGGGACACUAUUGAGAGACAUGUGGAGUCAAAGAAGUACAUGUUUGAAGAGACAAAAAAUGUCAUGCUGAAGCAGUUGAACGAUUUGAAGGAAACUGUCCUGAUGACACUGGAGGAAACCAUGAAGAAAUCCAUUAAACACUCACUCAAGACUGAGGCCUGCUUACUGCCAGAUGUUUCAGGACAUCUUGAGGUGGUGAAGAAACAUUAUGAUGAACUUUAUGGUGGUCAAGAUUUAAAAAAUAACCAUACUGGGUAAAUAUUGAAAUCUCACAAAUUGUUCUGAGGGCUUUGAUCAUGAACUCUUUGUGCUGUUAUGUGAAGGCUGAUGUGCAGGCAGGAAUGGUGGCAAGAAGGACCCAAUGUGCAGACACUCUGAGACAAACUUAAACUCAACUUUAUUGCUGGAUAGCAAAAAAGAACAAAAAACUAACUAAACUGGAAAACAUGACCUAAGCAUAAACAAGCAGAACACACAGCAUAGUAGAUUGCAAACAGGAAAACACAGGGCUUAAAUACACAGAGGGAGCAAUCAGGGGAUUAGAGACAGAAGGGAAACACAGCUGGGGCAAAUCAGGGCUAACGAGACAGGGGAAGCAAAACCGGAUACAUUAACCUGAGACAUGGACUUCAAAGUAAAACAGGAAUCAUAACACAGAGACGCAGACUUGACAAGGGGAUACAGCAGACAGGGGAGACAGAGCAACUAAGGAACGCAGAAAACAGAACUCUAACAAAGAAACCAAAAGACUAGGUGUAAGUAAAGUUGUAGGAAAUCAGCAGCUACUUCAGUCAUCUCCCUGCCAUUUUGCUCUUUCUGGCUUUGGAAUUAUUUGUCAAUAUAUUACAGUUUGGGGUUAGGUUCAGGGUUGUUUUAUUGUUGUUAUUUUAGGUGUUUAACAUUUUAAGCAUUUCUGUGCAUAUUGUUGAAUUCCUGUUUUGAUUUUUGUCUUGAUUAAUUAUCUCGGGUUUCCUCCCCUGAUAAUGCUUUCCUGUAUUUUCUUCCUGAAACAGUUCAUUCAUGUUUAGCAUUUACUUUCAUGUUUCCUGUAAUCUUAUUUCAGUAAUGUCGUUAUAAAAGCUGACUGAUUUUUAAAAAUGCUCAGGAAAGGUACUUCAGUGCUUCCUUUUUUUUACCUCCUUCAGUAUACAGGAUUAGGAUAACUGAACUCUCCUUUGUGAAAUAAAGAUAUUUACAUCUCAUAAUUUAUAGUGACAGACAGUUGUUGAAGAACUAGGUUAUAAAAACUAGGCUUGUGGCAUAGAGCAUUUAAAUGUUAAUUAUAAGUGUUCUUUUCAUUUUUAUAUUUUUUUAUUUUGGCAUAACAAACUGUUAGAGCCACACAUAUGUUUUGAUUAUUAUACUGCUAUAAUAAUAUCUCCUCCUCGACAAGGAUUUAUAGAAGCUCUCUUGACAAUUUAUCAAUUAAUAAAGCUCACUAGUGGUCAGAUUGUUUAUUUUGCUUCCUGUUGGAGUCACACAUCUGGAUUUUUACUCCUCCACAUUGUGAUGCAGCUUUUAUAAUAUUUAGUUUUCUUGCUUCCUUAUCUGUACUGAUUCUAAAAGAAUGCAUGUAUUUGAUAUUGUAUACUGUUCAAUAAAUCCAAAGUGCAAGCAAAUUUUUUAUUUUUUACAUAA
Molecule: messenger RNA, 3035 nt
Organism: Haplochromis burtoni (Burton's mouthbrooder)
Lineage: Eukaryota; Metazoa; Chordata; Actinopteri; Cichliformes; Cichlidae
Product: nuclear GTPase SLIP-GC
Exons: 12
Coding region: 108-1655 (515 amino acids)
Molecular function (GO): GTPase activity
Source: RefSeq, a predicted model, not a curated record